Vitrella brassicaformis is the source of this 1373-nucleotide messenger RNA. NCBI's taxonomy places the organism in Eukaryota, Vitrellaceae. The record is from the annotation of a GenBank genome assembly.
CGGAGAGAGAGCAUAUGGGAGACCAUCUCAACAACGACUGAGAAUCAAGAAAGAUCCUAUGUGAUCUUGACGCUCCCUCCGAUCUGCUCAGCAUGGCUACUCGGUCUGGUGUGAAUCGUGCCCGCACCCCUCCCCGUGGUGGUGUGUGUUUCUUCUUCGCCCAGCUGGACGGCGCUAUCCACCGCAUCAUCGCCGUCGACAUGUGUGACGUGCCCUCCUCCAUCGCCCUACGCGCGACGGACACCACCUCCCGUCGACUGGUGACCCUCACCGCCAUGAUCCAGCGAUUUGACAAGGCCGUCGAAGCCGCGGGGAUGCACCGGCUGUUGGACAUCGUCCGCGAGGCUGGCGAGAUACCCGACAGACUCAAGGACAGACUGACGCUCUUCGGCUACGUGGUGCAGUCGCUUCAUCUGGUGGAGAGCACCAGCCUCUGGCGGAAGCGAUGGGCGCCGGCCAUCCAUUUCGCGAGCAAGAUCGGACUUCUGACAGAUCCGCUGCCGCUGACGGUAGAUCCUGACGCCUUGGUCGAGCACAUGUACAGCAGGACGGCCCUCGAGCAGAUGCCGCAGGCAGUGGCGCAGUUCGCAGCACUCAGCGGUCAGUUCGCCAAUGGCGCAAUUCGUCUGACCACAAACAGCGACUCUCGGCCGGGCGAGUUCUGCAUCAGUGAUUUUCAGCGAUUCCGGUGUCUGCUGCGCCGUGACGAGAUGCCGAUGGACCACGAAUACAGGGCGGCGUAUGACCCGCUCAACCCCGCCGUGGUGCAAGGCGAAUCGUACAUCUUCUCGAGCUUCUCGGGAUUCGCCACCCAGCUCAUCUGCCAGUGUCGGAGGGGCUAUGGGAGCGUCUUCCUGCCGCCCCACCUCCAGCACUCGCCCUUCCAGAGGGGGGGGGAGUGCUCCUUCAGCGGCACCGACAGUCGGCAUGCCCUCGCCACUCGCCUGCUCACCCACGCCCCCCUCGCCAGCCACACGACAAUCGACUUCCAGAACGGAUUCAAUCUGCCCAAUUUCCCCGAGUUCGUGGCCAGGCAUCGUUUUGUGGUGCUGGCGGGCGACAAGCUGACGGACCCCUUUGCCGCCUACAUAGAGGUGGCCCAAGAGCUCAUCACGCGCAUUCGCACGGAGAUCUACACGACCGAACCGAAGGUGGCUGGGGUGAGUGCCGGCAUCGUGGGGUUUCCGACGAGUGUGAACGACGCCAGGCGGGUGAUGGGAGAGAUGGGGGUCAAGUUGGAAGAUUUGCGCAUGACACUCAACUAGACACUCUGAGGGGCUGGGGUGGCUGGGUUCUGUGUGAAUGUGAGGUUGUUCGGUGACUUUAUGUGGGCGCGUGGGGAUCAGUGUCGGUGCAUCUGUCUGUUGGACGCG